GCAAGUGAACAGUUUAAAUUAAUUUUGGGGAGCCUUUCUUUUUGUGGGAAAAACGACUACGAAAAAUUCAAAAAACAAAAACGUACUGAUUCUGCACAGUGAACUCUUUUCUUCUCUCUUCUAUUGGAAGACGUGGACAAGAUGGAUCCUCCAGUAAGCUCGAGGCAUUCUGAUUUCUCUCAGUCUUUUAAGCUUGCUAUUCGCUCCCUUCUCACUUCAUGCCCUAAAGAGGAGUUUGUCAAAGCAUUUUCAAACUUCAGCAGCAAAGAGCAGGAAAAUCUCCACUACCUAUUUAUUCAGGUUAUUACUUCUCUGCAUAAAAUGAUAGAGGAUGAGUUUGAGUCAUUGUGCCAUGAAACACAGGUGAGGACAACUCUUGAUACUGUGGACCAACUUGUGGAAGAGCAAAGUUUGAACCCAUUGUUUUCAAAAAAGACCAACAUAAUGGAUGUGGCACGCGAGCUGUCAAUUGCGAAGGAAAAUGAGAUCCGCUUCUUGACGGACACAUUGGAAAAGGCUGAAAAGCAGAAUCGACUCCUGCGAGAUCGUAUUGAACUACUAAAGAAAGGGAGACAAAAUGUCUCUGGUGCAAUAGAUGUUGAGAAGUUGAGAAGUGGGGUUUUAAAUUGCUGGAAAUCCAGUAAUGGGAUUUUAGAUACACCACCAGUGGAGUAACAUAUUUCCAGUUUUUUGAUAAAAAAAUUGGAAGCAAAAUUAUGUGUACAACGCUGUGAACAAAUUUUUAUUUCAGAGAAGCUAGCCUAGAAGUGCAUUAGGGACCUAUUAAGAGCUAUGAUUUAGGCAUAUCUAAUGCCUGCUGUUAAACUCUUGACAAAUACUCUUACAUUAAAAUUAGAGAAAUUUAUCACUAUCUGCUUCUUUUUUUUAUGGCUGUAAUUGAAUUUUGAUGUAUGGUAUCAUCUGCUGAUUCCUUGAGUUGCUGAAA
Jatropha curcas is the source of this 946-nucleotide messenger RNA. RefSeq names its product embryo defective 3006. The record is from RefSeq and is a predicted model, not a curated record. NCBI's taxonomy places the organism in Eukaryota, Viridiplantae, Streptophyta, Magnoliopsida, Malpighiales, Euphorbiaceae. Gene Ontology annotation, cellular component: MIS12/MIND type complex. Gene Ontology annotation, biological process: chromosome segregation.